AUGUACCUUAACCCCAGGUCCGAAGCUACCUGGUGCAAAUACUUCCCUACAACCCUUAAAGGUGUCGCCCAAUCAUGGAUCACCAAAGGGCUGAAGGAAGGCUCUAUAACGGGUUGGAGCGAUCUCGCCAACAAGUUCAAGAGAAAGUUUUCCACGGCUAACCGCCGAGAGAAAACCACUGCCGAGCUCAUGGGCCUGCAGCAAGCGGAAGACGAAAGUCUCCGAGAUUAUUUGACUCGCUUCAGCAACGAGUCAUCCAGAAUCACAAGUCUGGACCAAAGCCUAGCCGUAUUCGCACUACGGAAUGGCUUGCAAGCUGGAAAAUUUCUGGAUUUCAUGGUCAUGCAUCCUCCGCAGACCUUGGAAGAAGCCCUCGGUGCUUUGGAUAAAUUCAUCCGAGCCGAGGAAUGGAACAAGGCCAAGCUGCAAUCUCAAUCAGCGCUUGCCAAACCAAAAAGGCAGCCAGUCGAAGUUCCAGGGUCGAGGAAAGGGAAGGCAAAAGCCUCAGAACCUCCCUCGACCAAAGAGCCGAAGAAGGAUAAGGCUCCCUAUCUGGGAAAUUUUGAAUCUUACACCCCUCUCACCUUACCACGUACUAAGAUUUUUAGUGCGACGAGGGAGGAAGGAAGAUUCAAGAAACCAAAGCCACCUCCUUCUUGGCAUCAGAAGAAGGGGAAAGAUCAUUGGUGCGAGUUCCAUAAAUCACGUGGAAAUCGCACCGAGGAUUGUCUCCAGCUGAAGGACCAGAUUGAAGAACUGGUCCAGAAAGGGUACUUAAAGAAAUAUGUCGCGGAACGCCGCGAAGAAAAGAAAACUGAGAGAGACUCUCGCAGGAUCUGGAUUACCACCGGAAAAGUGAUAAACCUCCCGAGGGAGGAAACCAUGACAUAUUAA
Chenopodium quinoa (quinoa) is the source of this 894-nucleotide messenger RNA. RefSeq lists its product as uncharacterized. The record is from RefSeq and is a predicted model, not a curated record. Lineage: Eukaryota; Viridiplantae; Streptophyta; Magnoliopsida; Caryophyllales; Amaranthaceae. The transcript has a single exon. The coding region runs from base 1 to 894 and encodes 297 amino acids.